Molecule: messenger RNA, 921 nt
Organism: Teleopsis dalmanni
Lineage: Eukaryota; Metazoa; Arthropoda; Insecta; Diptera; Diopsidae
Product: NADH-ubiquinone oxidoreductase chain 5-like
Biological process (GO): electron transport coupled proton transport; ATP synthesis coupled electron transport
Molecular function (GO): NADH dehydrogenase (ubiquinone) activity
Source: RefSeq, a predicted model, not a curated record
GUUUUGUUAAUUUCUUCUUUAGUAAUUUAUUAAAGAAAAAAAUAUAUAUUAGGGAAAAUAAAUAUUAAUCGAUUUAUUUUGUUAUUAAUUUUAUUUGUUAGUUUUUUAAUAUUUUUGAUUGUUUCAACAAAUUUAAUUAGAAUUUUAUUACGAUGAGGUGGUUUAGGUUUAGUUUCUAAUUUAUUAGUAAUUUAUUUUCAAAAUGUUUAAUUUUAUAAUGUAGAAAUAAUCACUGUUUUGUCAAAUCGAGUUGGAGAUGUUGCUUUAUUCUUAGCUAUUGCUUAAAUAUUAAAGUAUGGAUCAUGAAUUCAUAUUCUUUUAUUAAAAUUUAAUAAUUUAGUUAUAAAUAUACUAAUUAUUGUAAGAGUUCAGAUUCCUUUUUCAGCCUGAUUGCCUGCUGCAAUACUUACUCAUACCCCUGUUAUAGCUUUAGUUCAUUCGUCUACUCUUGUAACGGCUGGGGUUUAUUUAUUAAUUCGAUUUAAUUUAUUGAUUGGUGAUACAAUUUUAGGUCAGUGUUUAUUAUUAAUUUCGGGAUGGACAAUAUUUAUAUCUGGGUUAGGGGCUAAUUUUGCAUGUGAUUCAAAAAAAAUUAUUGCAUUGCCUACAUUAAGACAAUUAGGUUUAAUAAUAAGAAUUUUAUCAAUAGGAUUAGUUUUAUUUACUUAUUUAUUAAUUCAUGCUUCAUUUAAAGCAUUGUUGCUUAUAUGUGCUGGAGCUAUUAUUUAUAAUGUAAAUAUUUAUUCAUAAAUAAUAAAUAUUCAUAAUAUUCGUUUAAUGGGAGGUAUAAGAAGUUAUACACCUUUUACAUGUAAAUGUUUUAAUGUUGGAAAUUUGCUUUCAGGAUUUUAUUCUAAGGAUAUAAUUUUAGAAAUUUUACCUUUAAGUUAUGUUAAUAUAUUUUUUCUUUUACAGUGCUAA